AUUAAAAGUUUUGUAAGCUCUCUAUCAGACAUGUAGCACUACCACUUUACAAAUUAUGGGAAGUUUCAUCUGUUUCCAGGGUGACUAGUGUAGUUAUGCACAAAAUAAGCUGGAUAAAGUUUGUUUCAGAUUCUCUUAUUACAGUUCAUGUUUGUAGGACUGAUGCAUUCCUUUGGGAUGAUCUGGAUCAGGAUCAAUCAUUCAAGAUCACUUGGAUCACUGAUGGUGCAUGAAAGGACUCAAUGAAUCCACUCUGGGCAAGGAUUCAUCAAUUCCUUUGAUGCACAAUGGUAUGAGUGAUCUUGGAUCAUUGAUCCUGAUCCAGAUCAUCCCAAAGAAAUGCACCCUUUGUGUUGCAGCUACCUUAUUUUCUUCCCUUCCCCGUAAAAGCUAAGCUACACUUAAGUCAUAAGAUGUCACCUUCCACUUUAGAAAUCUGUUGAACUUAUCUAGAAGCUGAAAGAAUAAGUUAGUGUUUCUAAAUCAAAAACUUGCAGCGUUCAUGAAGAACGGUGUUAUCUGGUAUAAAACUGUUUUGAGUUUUUGAACUGUAUUUACACAUGGUUGAUUUCUCAUCCUUCUGUCAUUUUUUUAUGCUCAUCCACAGAUGUUGAAACAUGGCAGGGCGGGAGUUCCAAUGGAAGUGAUGGGUUUGAUGUUAGGCGAGUUUGUGGAUGACUAUACUGUGCGAGUGAUUGAUGUGUUUGCAAUGCCACAGAGUGGAACGGGUGUGAGUGUAGAAGCAGUUGAUCCUGUAUUUCAAGCUAAGAUGUUGGACAUGCUCAAGCAGACUGGACGACCAGAAAUGGUGGUUGGUUGGUAUCAUUCACAUCCUGGCUUUGGCUGUUGGCUUUCAGGCGUGGAUAUCAACACACAACAGGUAUUGAAUCGUUUGGAUCCGCACAAAUGUUUUUUUUUCUUUUUUUUUUUGGAACAAAACAAAACAAUACAAAAAAAAACAAGGCAUCUUUCAGGGUUAGCAUUUUUGGUAAGAAAAUGUAACAAGUUCUUAUUAUAAAAAUAAUUUACCCAU
This is a messenger RNA of Orbicella faveolata, 1033 nucleotides long. RefSeq names its product ubiquitin C-terminal hydrolase PSMD14. Gene Ontology annotation, molecular function: metallopeptidase activity; protein binding. The record is from RefSeq and is a predicted model, not a curated record. NCBI's taxonomy places the organism in Eukaryota, Metazoa, Cnidaria, Anthozoa, Scleractinia, Merulinidae.